This is a messenger RNA of Nicotiana tabacum (common tobacco), 1539 nucleotides long. Lineage: Eukaryota; Viridiplantae; Streptophyta; Magnoliopsida; Solanales; Solanaceae. The record is from RefSeq and is a predicted model, not a curated record.
AUGGCAUCUUCUUCAAAUAGAGCUAUUGAAUCCGUUAAUGAAAGUCAGGACCAUUAUAAUGCUCUACCUCACCUCCAAGAAGGAGAUGAUGAACCCUUACCUAACCUAAAUCAUCCUCAUGUUAGUGAAAAUGAAAUGGGUAGUAAUCCAAGAGCAAUGGGUCAUAGUACUCCUAUUAUGACUCCUCUAUUUCAGCAGAUGGCUGAGUUCUUUCGUCACUUGGCUGGGACAAUGUCAGAACCUAGUGAAAUGAAUUUUGAGGAGAUGAUGAAAAUGGGUGGAUUUGAAUUUGAAGGCACUAUUGAUCCCACGGUAGCUGAACAAUGGAUCGAGCGCAAGGAGAGGAUCUUUGAACAACUAGAGUGUACUAAUGCUGUCAAAUUUAAAAUUGACAAGGAAGAAGCUAGUAAGAGAGAAAACAGGUUUAGGAAGGGUAAUUUAGAUUAUGGCGGUUCAUCCAAGAAGGGAAAGUUUGACUAUUCCAAGCCUGAAAGUGCACAGAAGUCAUCAUAUCAUAAGCAGAAUAAGCCAAUUUUUUCUACUGCUAGUACUCCAAGUUAUGUCCAAGGCAAAACUUAUACACCUACUUGUGCACAGUACAGGAUGAAUCACUAUGGUGCCUGCAGAAGAGCUUAUGGUGCUUGUUUUAAUUGUGAAAGUCUGGAUCAUAAAGUUAAGGAUUAUCCUAAUCCUAAUCCUCUUUCUUAUACACAUAUAGAGGGCUCAGUUCAAAAGCCUGACACUACUCAUUCUCAAGCUAAUAGCGGUGCAAGACCUAGAAAUAUACAAACAGUGGGUUCGGGUGGAGCUAAUCAGGCUUGUGGAUCGAGAUCUACUGCACGAGUCUAUGCUAUAAGACAAAAGAAUGACCAAGAUGGCCCGGACGUGGUUGUUGGUAAAUUUUACUUAUUUGGCAUAUCUAUUGUUACAUUAUUUGAUCCUGGAUCUUCGCACUCUUAUGUUUGCUCAUCACUUACAUUUCCUGAUACUGUUAAAUCUGUAAGACUUGACUUUGAUGUGCUGGUCACGAGUCUAUUAGGUCAUCAGGCUGUUGUUAACAGGAUUUACCGAGAUUGUCCAUUCAUGAUUCAAAAGCUAGUCUUCCUUGCAGACUUACUUGAAAUGCCCUUCCAAGACCAUGAUGUUAUUGUUGGUAUGGAUUGGCUCCAUAGGUACCAUGCAUUGGUUGAUUUUAGGUUGAAGCAAGUGACUUUUAUAACUCCUGCAUAUUCACACAUAGUAGUUCAAGAAGAAAGAUCAUUGACAUCUAAUAUUAUUUUUGCGGUCUUGUCAAGGAAGAUGAUUUGUCAAGGUUGUGAUGCCUAUCUUGCUCAUAUAGUCGAUACACUAUUGGGGAGUCCAAGUCUUAAGGACAUACCCACCAUGUGCGACUUUCCUGAUGUAUUUCCUGAUGGUCUUCCUGGGUUGCCUCCAGAAAGAGAGAUUGAAUUUCCUAUAGAGCUUGUCCCUAGAACUACUCCUAUUUCUAUCACUCCUUGUAGAAUGGCUCCAGCUGAAUUAAAAGAGUUGAAGGCUUAA